Messenger RNA from Porites evermanni, 882 nucleotides. The record is from the annotation of a GenBank genome assembly. Lineage: Eukaryota; Metazoa; Cnidaria; Anthozoa; Scleractinia; Poritidae.
AUGCCUCCAGUCAAUCUAGCAACGUUUUCAGCCGAUCCUUUACCUUGGGUCUGGGUACCAGGCUGGAUUUUAACCGUCGUAGCAGUUUCAGGAAAUACGCUUGUGAUUUAUCUCAUCGCCACCAACCGGCGUCUCCAAACACAAGUAAAUCUUUUUAUCAUGUCCCUGGCUAUUGCUGAUUUUUGCUUUGGUUUAACUUAUUUCCCAACAUUUUUCACUUGCGAAUUCUACCUGCCAUGUGAUCGAGAACUCCGACAGAUCUUCGCUGCUUACUUCGCUUUCGCUUCGUUGACGAACUUGUGUGUCAUGACUGUUGACCGUUAUGUUGCCAUAGUGAUGCCCUUCAAGUAUGUUCCUAUCAUGACGUCACGACGCAUCGUUGCUAUGGUGGUCCUCGGCUGGCUUUUUCCCGCAGUGCUCUAUUUUCUUAUCGCUGUCAUUGUCAAACAGCUUGCUUCUGAAGAUAUAUUCAUUACUUUUAAAAUUUCAAGGGUGUUCGUGUUUCCGCUACUGCCGUGUAUAUUCCUGCUUCUUGCCACUAUAAAAAUGUUUUACAUCGCGUAUAAACACACCAAAAUGAUGGCGGCCCUUGCCCUUCAGUUACAGUUUAAUCAUCCGAUGACUCUCAAGAAACGUAAACAAGGAGUAGAAAUUUCCUCUGCGAGAUUUAUGAUGGUCGUGGUAUUUGUUAAUGUGAUCUGUUACGCCACAGACUCUUUCUUAGAUCUUCGAACAUAUUUGAGUACUUUCCAGAAAACUAUGCACACUGAAUAUGCUCUUUGCCUUCUGUUUAUCACCAACUCAGCCGUUAACCCACUUGCCUAUGCGCUGUUAAAACACGACAUCAAGAAAGAAGUCAAAAGAUUGUUUUCUGUUAAGUGA